Humulus lupulus (European hop) is the source of this 1101-nucleotide messenger RNA. Its product is annotated as nucleoside hydrolase 5-like. The coding region runs from base 160 to 1101 and encodes 313 amino acids. Gene Ontology annotation, molecular function: hydrolase activity, hydrolyzing N-glycosyl compounds. The transcript has 6 exons. Gene Ontology annotation, biological process: photosynthesis, light reaction; photosynthetic electron transport in photosystem II. NCBI's taxonomy places the organism in Eukaryota, Viridiplantae, Streptophyta, Magnoliopsida, Rosales, Cannabaceae. The record is from RefSeq and is a predicted model, not a curated record.
AUGUAUUGAAUCUGAUUCAAAGUAUUGUAUUGUAAUGUUUAUUGGUUUGAAACUUUGUUUGUUUAUUUGUUCCAUGGCUUAAACACAAACCUUUUCUCCAGCAGAAUUUGAUAGCUUUCAUCAAGUUUGGUGAGGACUGCAUACUUUUCUGGGGUGUAAAUGAUCACAAUGAAAAUAGUGUUGAAAAAAAACUUCUGGGUUAUUUUUGUUCUACUCCUUUUAGGAUUUGCAGCUAAUUUGCACACUGCAAAACGCGCUCCUCGGCCUAGGCCUCGCCGGAUUCUCUUGGAUACAGAUGUUGAUACGGAUGAUUUCUUUGCUUUGCUCUACCUCUUAAAGCUUAACAGAUCAGAGUUUGAGUUAGAGGGUGUGACUAUCAACACAAAUGCCUGGACUGAUGCUGGACAUUCUGUGAAUCAAAUAUAUGACAUCCUUUACAUGAUGGGGCGCGAUGAUAUCGCUGUUGGAGUUGGCGGCGAAGGUGGAAUACUAAAAGAUGGUACCAUUCUUCCUAAUGUUGGUGGAUAUCUUCCCAUAAUAGAACAGGGUGUUACAACCACUGGGGGAUGUAGAUAUAGACAAGCUAUCCCAGUAGGUAUUGGAGGUCGUCUGGAUGCUGAUACAAAUUUUGGCAUUAGAAAAGCUCUUCUUCCUCAGGGAAGCAGGAGAUAUAGACCUAUUAAACAACCAACUACUCAGCAGGUAAUGUAUGAGAAAAUAUCUGCAGGUCCUAUAACUUUUAUGGUUAUAGGAGUAUUUACAAACUUAGCCAUUUUCCUUAUGAGAAAUCCACAUUUGAAGAAAAAUGUGGAGCAUAUUUUUGUCAUGGGGGUUGGAGUGAGAUCAAAGAACCCAACAGCUAGAAAAGGAAAGCCAGACUUGUUCUGUUCUGCUUCUAGUUUUAUUGAUGUUGUUAUGUCUACCAUUUCUCUUGCUUCUGAUGGUCAGUCUGGUUGGUUCUUUGCGCCAAGUUUUGGUGUAGCAGCUAUAUUUCGAUUCAUCCUCUUUUUCCAAGGGUUUCAUAAUUGGACAUUGAACCCAUUUCAUAUGAUGGGAGUUGCAGGGGUAUUGGGUGUUGCUUUGCUAUGUGUUAUUCACUGA